AUGGGUGCCCCAAGCGGGUGCCUGGUGCUGGCCUGGGUCCUCGCGGCCCUGCUCCUGGUGCAGAAGACAGAGACCCAGGGCAGCGUGGAGCCCAGCCAGGCCAGCACAGAGGCUGCCACGCACAGUCGGAGGGCAGACGUCGCUUGGAGCACCGUCAUCCCGCCCAUCACCGUCUUGCCCACCAUGAGCUCCCGGAACCCCGCGCACAACGGGCGCGUGUGCAGCGCCUGGGGCGACUUCCACUACAAGACCUUCGACGGCGACGUCUUCCGCUUCCCGGGCUUGUGCAACUACGUCUUCUCAGCGCACUGCGGAGCCGCCUACGAGGACUUCAACAUCCAGCUGCGCCGCGGCCGGGCCGGCUCCAGGCCCACCAUCACCCACAUCGUCCUCAAGACGCAGGGGCUGGUGCUGGAGGCCUACAACGGCUCCAUCCUCAUCAACGGGCAGCGGGGGGAGCUGCCCUACAGCCGUGCAGGCCUGCUGGUGGAGCAGAGCAGCGUCUACAUCAAGGUCACCGUCCGGCUGAUGCUGACCUUCAUGUGGAACAGAGAGGGCAGUGCCCUGCUGGAGCUGGACCCCAAGUACGCCAACCAGACAUGUGGUCUGUGCGGGGACUUCAACGGGCUCCCGGCGGUCCAAGAGUUCUACUCCCAUAACGCCAGGCUGACCCCUCUGCAGUUCGGGAAUCUACAGAAGCUGGACGGGCCCACAGAGCAGUGCCAGGACCCCCCGCCUUCCCCGGCCAGCAACUGCACAGACUGGGAGGGCAUCUGCCACCGCACCCUGCUCGGCCGGGCCUUUGCAGAGUGCACCGUGCUGGUGGACCCUGCCGCGUACGUGGCCGCCUGCACCCAGGACCUGUGUUGGUGCCCCACCUGCCCUUGCGCCACCUUCGCAGAGUACUCCCGCCAGUGCGCCCACGCGGGAGGACAGCCCCAGAACUGGAGGGGCCCGGACCUCUGCCCCCAGACCUGCCCCCUCAACAUGCAGCACCGCGAGUGCGGCUCGCCCUGCGCGGACACCUGCUCCAACCCCCAGCGCUCCCAGCUCUGCGAGGACCACUGCGUGGACGGCUGCUUCUGCCCCCCAGGCACGGUGCUGGAUGACAUCACCCACAGGGGCUGCCUGCCCCUGGAACAGUGUCCCUGCACCCACGGCGGCCACACCUACGCCCCGGGGGCCUCCUUCACCACCGUCUGCAGCGCCUGCACCUGCUCCGCAGGGCUGUGGCGGUGCCAGAACCUUCCCUGCCCUGGCACCUGCUCUGUCCAGGGCGGGUCCCACAUCUCCACCUAUGACGAGAGGCUCUAUGACGUGCACGGAGACUGCAGCUACGUCCUGUCCAAGACGUGUGCAGAGAACAGCUUCAGCGUGCUGGCCGAGCUGCGCAGGUGUGGCCUGACGGACAACGAGAACUGCCUCAAAUCGGUGGCACUCAGCGUGAAUGGCGGAGACACGAUCAUCCAGAUCCAGGCCAACGGCGGGGUGUUCCUGAACUCCAUCUACACCCAGCUGCCCAUGUCAGCAGCCAACAUCACGAUCUUCAGGCCCACCUCCUUCUUCGUCCUGGUGCACACGGGCCUCGGGCUGCAGCUGCAGGUGCAGCUGGUGCCGCUCAUGCAGCUGUUCCUCAGGCUGGAGCCCUCCUACCGCGGACAGAUGUGCGGCCUGUGCGGGAACUUCAACCAGAACCAGGCCGAUGACUUCCGGACCCUCAGCGGCGUGGUGGAGGGCACGGCUGCCGCCUUCGCCAACACCUGGAAGACCCAGGCCGCCUGCCCCAACGUCAAGAACAGCUUCGAGGACCCCUGCUCCCUCAGCGUGGAGAACGAGAACUACGCCCAGCACUGGUGCUCCCUGCUGACUGACCCGGCCGGAGUCUUCUCCCGCUGCCACUCUGUCCUCAACCCCGCGCCCUUCUACUUGAACUGCAUGUUCGACACGUGUAACUGUGAGAAGAGCGAGGACUGCCUGUGCGCGGCCCUGUCCUCCUACGUGCACGCCUGCGCCGCCAAGGGGGUGCUGCUCAGCGGCUGGAGGGACGGCGUGUGCAGCAAGUAUGUGAGUAGCUGCCCCAAGUCCCAGCACUACAGCUACGUGGCUCAUGGCUGCCAGCCCUCCUGCCGCGCUCUGAGCCAGGUGGACGUCACCUGCGGCAUCGCCUUUGUGCCCGUGGACGGAUGCGUCUGCCCCUCGGGCACCUUCCUGGACGACUCGGGCGCCUGCGUGUCCGCCGACGCAUGCCCCUGCUACUUCCGUGGCUCUGUGGUGGCCCCGGGAGACGUGGUGCAUGACAACGGUGUGAUCUGCUCGUGUGCGGGUGGGAAGCUGAGUUGCCUGGGAGCGGCGGAGCAGAAGAGCUCAGGGUGUGCGGCCCCCAUGGUGUACCUGGACUGCAACAGCGCCUCGGCGGGCACGCCCGGGGCUGAGUGUCUCAGGAGCUGCCACACGCUGGACGUGGACUGCUUCAGCACCCAUUGCGUGUCUGGCUGUGUCUGCCCCCCGGGGCUGGUGUCGGACGGGAGUGGGGGCUGCGUGGCCGAGGAGGACUGCCCCUGUCUGCACAACGAGGCCACCUACAAACCCGGGGACACCAUCAGGGUGGACUGUAACACCUGCACGUGCAGGAACCGCAGGUGGGAGUGCGGCCGCAAGCCCUGCCUGGGCACCUGCGUGGCCUACGGGGACGGCCACUUCAUCACCUUCGACGGGGAGCGCUACAGCUUCGAGGGGAGCUGCGAGUACACGCUGGCCCAGGACCACUGUGGGGGCAACAGCACUGCCAACGGCACCUUCCGCGUGGUCACCGAGAACGUCCCCUGCGGGACCACGGGCGUCACCUGCUCCAAGGCCAUCAAGCUGUUCCUGGAGAACUAUGAGCUGGUCUUGCAUGAAGGCACCUACAAGGUGGUGCAGAGGGGGCCGGGCGGAGACCUGCCCUACAAGGUCCGGUACAUGGGCAUCUACCUGACCGUGGAGACUCACAGUGGCCUGGUGCUGUCCUGGGACCGGAAGACAAGCCUGUUCAUCCGACUGCAGCAGGACUACAAGGGCCGGGUCUGUGGGCUGUGUGGGAACUUUGACGACAACGCCCUCUCCGCCCGGGCCACGGCCACCCAUACCUUGCCAGCAGUGACAGUGACCACAGCGUCCACAUCUGUCCUCAGCACCCCGGGGACCCCUGUGUCCCCCAGCUGGAACUUCACCACCCCCUGCCUCUGCCGGGUGUUUGGGCAGCUCUUCUCACCUGGGGACGUUGUCUACAAUAAGACAGACGGUGCGGGCUGCUCCUUCUAUGCCAUCUGCAACCAGCACUGCGACAUUGACCGCUUCCAGGACACCUGCCCCACCUCUUCGCCCCCCGAGUCCUCUUCGGCCCCCACGGCCUCGUCUUCCCAGCCUCAGGGCUGCGACCUCAUCGUCCCUGCCCGACAGGUGAACGAGUCCUGGACCCUGUCGGACUGCACGGUGGCUCUGUGUGAGGGCCACAACCGGGUGGUCCUGCUGGGGCGGAAGCCGGUGGCCAGCAUCCGCUGCGUGAACGGACACCCUCCGGUCAGAGUGUCGCAGGAGAGCGAGCCGUGUGACUUCCACUUUGAGUGCGAGUGCUCCUGCAGCGGCUGGGGGGACUCGCACUACACCACUUUCGACGGCACUUCCUACUCCUUUCGGGACAACUGCACCCACGUGCUCAUGAAGGAGAUCCGCCCACGCUACGGGAACCUCAGCAUCUACAUGAACAACUACUACUGCGGGCCCACCAGGGCCACCACGGCCGCCGCCCACUGUCCCCGUGCCCUCAGCAUCCACUACAAGUCCAUGGAGGUCAUCCUUACCACCAGCACCAGCAUCCACGGGCAGGAGCAGAGCCUGAUCCUGUUCGACCAAAUCCAAGUGAGCUCGGGCUUCAGCAAGAAUGGCGUGAGUGUGUCGGUGACGGGGACGACCACGAUGGGCAUCGACAUCCCUGCCAUUGGUGUGAACAUCACCUUCAACGGGCACCUCUUCCACAUCCAGCUGUCCUACAGCCGCUUCAGCCACAACACCGAGGGCCAGUGUGGCACCUGCACCAACAGCCAGACGGACGACUGCCGCCAGCCCGGCGGAACCAUGGCCCCCACCUGCCAAGACAUGGCCCACCGCUGGCUGGUUCCCGAGAGGGGCCGGGAGGCCUGCUGGGCGCCUACCAGCCCGCCCCCGACGGCUGGCCCCGCGCCCUCAGCACCCAGCACGCCCGCCUCCUCCCCGUGCCCCCCGGCGCCCCUCUGCGAACUGCUGCGGAGCCCGCUCUUCGCAGAGUGCCACACCCUCAUCCCACCCGACCCGUUCGUCAGCUCCUGCGUCAGUGACGGCUGCCAGGCGGACAGCCCCAGGGCGCCCUGCGGGAGCCUGGAGGCCUAUGCGGCCCUCUGCCGCGCCCGGGGCGCCUGCAGCAACUGGCGGAAUGCCACCAGCGGGCUGUGCGACUUCACCUGCCCGCCCGACAAGGUGUACCAGCCCUGCGGCCCCGCACAGCCCGCAUCCUGCGACUCCAGGAGCCAGAGCGGAGCGGGCAGGGGGCUGGCAGAAGGCUGCUUCUGCCCCGACGGACACACCCUCUUCAACACACACACGAACGUCUGCGUGCGCGAGUGCGCCUGUGUGGGACCAGAUGGGUUUCCCAAAUCUCCUGGGGAGCGGUGGGUCAGCAACUGCCAGGACUGCGAGUGCCACGAGGGCUCCAUGUCAGUGCGGUGCACCCCCGUGCUGUGUGAGGCCCCGGAGCAGCCCCCACAGUGCAGCCAGGCGGGCUUUGUGGCCGAGACCAGGCCUCUGGCCAGCAACUCAUGCUGUCCGGGGACGCUGUGCGUCUGCAACACGACCACCUGCCCCCAGAGCCCACCCAAAUGUGGGCCGGGAGAGGAGCUGAUCCGCACCCAGGAGGAGGGUGGUUGCUGCCCCACCUUCAUCUGCCGACCUCAGCUGUGUUACCACAACCACACUGCCUACGGGAUCGGUGCAACCUUCCCAUCCAUCACUCCCUGCCACACGUGCACCUGCCUGUCCGGGGACACCCAGGGCCCAAUCGUGCAGUGUGAGGAGGACAUCUGUAACACUACCUGCCGCCAGGGCUACGAGUACUGGAAGGUGGCCGGACAAUGCUGUGGGGAGUGCGUGCAGACAGCCUGUCCCACGGAGGAUGGCUGGCUGGUCCAGCCCAACGAGACCUGGGUCAACAGCCUCGUGGACAACUGCACGGAGUACCGCUGCGAGGUCAAGAACGGGCUCCACGUGCUCACUCCGAGGCCCAUGCCCUGCCCGGAGGUGUCCAGCUGCCAGGGCAUCCUCAGGAAAACCGGCUGCUGUUACUCCUGUGAGGAAGUGGACAAGUGCCAAGUCCGCGUCAACAGAACCAUCCUGACACACCAGGGCUGCGCCACUCGGGCCCCGGUCAACCUCACGUUCUGCGGGGGCUCAUGCCCCGGAGUGUCCAAGUACUCCGUGGAGGCCCAGGCUAUGGAGCAUCAGUGUACCUGCUGCCAGGAGGCAGGGGUUCAUGAGGAGGUGGUGACCAUGCAGUGUCCCGACGGGACCACCGUCCAGCGCACCUACACCCACGUGGACAAGUGCAGCUGUGCCCCAUCCUGCGUCCGCUCACCUGAGGCUCCCGAGGACAGCACCCCCAUCUUCCUGACCUAGGGCUCCACCACUGUCUGUUGCCAUUCUGAUCCCCUCCCGCCAGGCCCCCCACCCCAAUCUGGAGCCAGGACACACACCACCCAACCACGGAAAGCUCGGCCAGCCUGCGGCAGGAGCCCGGGCACACCUGCCAUCUGGGCCCUCGUGGGACCUGUGCCUUGGGGGCUGCCCUAGAGGACAACGGCACAGUGAGGAACCGCUUGAGGAGGGCUCCGGGCGGGGGCCUUGCCCUCGGAGCCCCUCCAGCACAUCUUGGCCACUUGCCUGGCCGUCAGGGCCUGGCCCUCAUCUGAGACAAGUGCCUGUGCUGCCUGGACUCACCCCCUUC
Leptonychotes weddellii (Weddell seal) is the source of this 6010-nucleotide messenger RNA. The record is from RefSeq and is a predicted model, not a curated record. NCBI's taxonomy places the organism in Eukaryota, Metazoa, Chordata, Mammalia, Carnivora, Phocidae.